Oppia nitens is the source of this 645-nucleotide messenger RNA. RefSeq lists its product as uncharacterized. The coding region runs from base 1 to 645 and encodes 214 amino acids. The transcript is spliced from 2 exons. NCBI's taxonomy places the organism in Eukaryota, Metazoa, Arthropoda, Arachnida, Sarcoptiformes, Oppiidae. The record is from RefSeq and is a predicted model, not a curated record.
AUGGACUUAAAAUUCAAUAAUAGACACCAAUCGGACAUCCGAUACACUACUAGUUUUCGUGUAAAAAAGUGGGCACUGUUUACGUUUUGUGUCAUCAAUAUCAUUGUAACGGUCAUUAUAGUCAACUUUAUAGCGCAUCUGGUCAACGAUUAUUACGAAAACAACGAAACCUUUAAUAGACUAUCGCAGGAGGACAGGGCUAAAGCUAAGACAUUUACGAUUUCAAUCAUUUAUGUGGCACUGGGAUUGGGCAUACUGUUCCAUCUGUUAGGACUGAUGGGCGCCUAUAAGGAGCACUUUUGUAUGACAACCACAUACGCUGUACUGAUGACACUGGGCGCUAUCGGCUCGAUUAACCGAGGCGUCCAAAGUCCAUACUAUACGUUCAACACUGUCAUCAACUUUGUAGUGGCCGUACUGGCCAUUGCUUUUGCCUACGAUCUCUAUAAGCGCCGACAACUAAUGUUUUCAGGACCAGUGGUAAUCCAGAUGAGUGAUGGCGCACCCGUCAGCUAUGUAUUGCCGUCGCCAACCGGCGCCAACGUUACUGUAGUCACCGCUACCACUACCGCCGAACAGCCGGUGCAGACUGGUGGAAAACAUGGCAAACAAUAUGAUGCCGUACCGCAAAAUGAUAUGGUGUAG